Molecule: messenger RNA, 2769 nt
Organism: Hippoglossus stenolepis (Pacific halibut)
Lineage: Eukaryota; Metazoa; Chordata; Actinopteri; Pleuronectiformes; Pleuronectidae
Gene: hapln3
Product: hyaluronan and proteoglycan link protein 3
Exons: 5
Coding region: 129-1247 (372 amino acids)
Biological process (GO): cell adhesion
Molecular function (GO): hyaluronic acid binding
Source: RefSeq, a predicted model, not a curated record
ACUUUGUUUCUAACAACGCACGCUCACAAUGCGGAUUCGAACCGGAGAUAGUUAACGAGACCGAUCUUUAUGUUUCUGACGGGAAUGCAUUUUACUGCGAUGAGGACAAAAUAGCUGAGGACAACGUCAUGCUCAGUCUACUGCGCCCCCUACUGGUCGCCUGCUUGUACACGCUGCUGCUGCUGCCCGGAGGUCAGGGCAGGAUCCCCGGGUACAACAACGGGUUCCACUACCAGGACAUCAGCAACGGCAAUGGCAACGGAGAGAUCUAUUUCAAUGGGGUUCGUCUCCAUGUGGAAUCCCCGCAGCAUUCAGUGUCAGCCUCCAGGGGGAGCAGUGUCACCCUUCCCUGUCACUACCACUACGAGCCUGAGAUCACCACACCACGCAGGACCCGGGUCAAGUGGUCCUGGUUGCCUGCCAACACCAACGCUGCACCUGCUUCCCCUGAAGCCCUCGCCAGCGAAACUGAGGUUAUGGUUGCCAUGGGCAACCGUCACCGCAGCUAUGGAAACUUCCGGGGUCGCGUGCGCCUGAAACGCUCAGCACCGGGGGACAUGUCUCUUGUGAUCAAUGAGCUGCAGCUCAAUGAUACAGGAAGAUAUCGCUGUGAGGUGAUUGACGGCCUGGAGGACGAAAGUGUGACUGUGGAGCUGGAGCUGCGAGGCGUGGUGUUUCCCUACUACUCUCAGAAAGGACGCUACCUUUUUAACUUCUUCGGGGCCCAACAAGUGUGCCAGGAUCAGGCUGCCACUCUAGCUACUUUUGAGCAGCUCUUCGUGGCGUGGGAAGAGGGAUUAGACUGGUGUAACGCCGGCUGGUUGGCUGAUGGUACAGUGCAGUAUCCAAUCACAGUCCCACGAGAUGGCUGCGGGGGCAUGGACUUAGCUCCUGGUUUGCGAAGCUAUGGUCAGCGCCAUCGCCUCUUCCACAGCUAUGAUGCUUUCUGCUUCUCCGCCUCUGUCAAGGGAGGUGUGUACUUCUUAAAGCACCUGACCAAGCUUAACUUCACUGAGGCUGUCCAGGCAUGUGCCAUUGAUGGAAGUCAGAUUGCCAAAGUAGGCCAGCUGUACGCCGCCUGGAGGAUGAUGGGGUUUGACCGCUGUGAUGCUGGCUGGUUGGCUGAUGGGAGUGUGCGUUAUCCUAUCACAAAACCCCGGGCUAACUGUGGCCCGCCUGAACCAGGGGUGCGUAGUUUCGGGUUCCCCCCUCUGUACCUUAAAUUUGGUGUCUACUGCUAUCGGUAGAUGCUCUGACUCAACAGGAGACAAAAACAUACCGUUCUUACAGCACACUGGUUUAAAGCUCUCCUCGAGGGGGUUAGCAUUAGCUGUAGCCUGGAUGCAAAUUAGCAGUUAGCCAGUUUGUUCAUUUCUGAGCUGUUUUAAAGUGAAACCAUUGGGUUAAUCACUCUCCACCUCCAUUAGACUGAAACUCAUGUCUCAGUAUUGAACUUAAGGUUAUCAACUGUUUUUGCACUUGUGCUUUGGCAUGGCAACACUAUAUGGCCAGAAGUAUGUGGACACACAUGUGUUAUAGCUGAAUAUCUCAAUACUAAAACAGAGGGCAUUAAUAUGCUGCUGUAACAGCCUCCACUCUUCUUGGAAGUUCUCUCUAAGAUAUUUUGGAUCCUAGCUGCAAGGAUUUUCUUGCUUCAGUCACAAAAGCAUUACUUAGAUUGGCCACUAAAGUUGUGUGAUAAAGCCUAGCUCAAAGUCAGUAUUCCAGUUAAUCCCGAAGGUGUUGGAUGAGACUGAGGUAAGAUUUCUGUGCAGGCAAGUCAAGUCAAACCAUUACUCCAUGGCUCUUUUUUGUACAAGGUGUAUUGUUGUAAUGUUGAAACUGGAAAGGACCUUUCCAAAAUUGUUGCCGUAAGCAACACACUACUGAGCAAAUUAUGUAUUUUUAUUGUAUCAUUAAGAUUACCCUGAAAAAAAUCGAAGAGGCCUAAUCCUGACAAUGACAACAGCCCCAGACAAAAAGUACAUGGACAGGGAUGUCUACAUACUACUGGCCAUAUAGUCUCAACCACUACAACAAUCUGCAUGGUUUGCUUUUUGCCUUCAGUUAUUUUGGCUGCAUAUACCCCUCACAGAUCAAAUCAACUUUUUUUUUGCAACCAUUUGAAAUACGGCUUUGACUUUUCUCCACCAACAGCACUGACUUUAAUCCACAUAUGAUUGAUUUCAAACUCAGGGAAGGUAUUCUAAUAAAAACCACUCACCAACCACACCUCAGUCCUUCACCUUCCCUGUCUUUCUUCAACAAGAACAUUUUCCUUGUCUUUUUCUAGCUGUGCCCUCCAGAACACUGCAGUCAAACAGUAACAAACGUUUUCACUUUCAACCUUGGUACUACAUCUGCAGACCUAAAGGGCACCUUGAUGGUCAAGGGAGUGGAGAGUGUCUUUCAUUAUUUUUGUGUCAGAACUGUCAUCUUGGUUGCACACUCACUAACCAUAGUUUACUUCCACCACACACUCUCUGUCUCUGAGUCUGUUCAUUGUAAAUGUUUGUGUAUCUGAGUUCAUAAAGUAUAAUGCAUCUCUUUUUCAUUUUUCUGAGGAUGAUUAAGAGUAGUACUCUGUGAUGGAGAAGUUAGGAGUGUAUUGUUGUAAUAUUUAAACUACCUUGUUUGCAUCCAUUGUGGAAGAAGAAAUUGUGUUGCCUGACACACAAGUACCUUUUGGGUUUUUUUCAUUAUAUACUGUAUGUCCACACAUUUGUACUAUUUUCUACAGAUUAAUAAAAACACAUUCUGAAGUGACAA